Molecule: messenger RNA, 3301 nt
Organism: Phanerochaete carnosa HHB-10118-sp
Lineage: Eukaryota; Fungi; Basidiomycota; Agaricomycetes; Polyporales; Phanerochaetaceae
Exons: 8
Coding region: 382-3078 (898 amino acids)
Biological process (GO): rRNA acetylation involved in maturation of SSU-rRNA
Cellular component (GO): 90S preribosome; nucleolus
Molecular function (GO): ATP binding; tRNA binding; 18S rRNA cytidine N-acetyltransferase activity
Source: RefSeq, a predicted model, not a curated record
GUUAACUUGCAUUUUUUACUCUCCCAAGCUCGAGUGUCCGCGCGACCGUCUGUGCUCUGGUGCUACAAGAAGGAUCUCGGCUUCACAAGUCAUCGCAAGAAGCGAGAAGCAAAGAUAAAGCGAGAUGUCAAGCGAGGAAUUCGAGAGCCAAACGAGCAAGAUCCCUUUGAGAUCUUCAUUACUGUGACCGACAUUCGCUACACAUACUACAAGGAGUCCCACAAGAUUCUGGGUAACACAUAUGGUAUGCUAGUCCUCCAAGAUUUCGAGGCUGUCACGCCGAACCUGCUCGCAAGGACAAUUGAGACGGUGGAAGGGGGUGGUUUGGUCGUGCUCCUGUUGAAAACAAUGACUUCGUUGCGUCAGUUGUAUACUAUGACAAUGGACGUCCAUUCGCGAUAUAGGACGUCCGCCCAUGACACAGUGACAGCGCGUUUCAACGAACGAUUUAUUCUCUCCCUCGGGUCAUGCGAUGAUUGCCUGGUCCUCGACGACGAGCUGAAUGUGCUACCAAUAUCUCGGGGCAAAGACAUCAAGCCUAUAGAGGAGGAUCGUGGCAAGGGCAAGGAAGAAUCCGGGCUGAAGGAUCUGAAGGACAGUCUCGCAGAUACCAAGCCCGUUGGUGAACUUGUGAAACUUGCCAAGACAAUCGACCAGGCGCAGGCUAUUCUCACCUUUGUCGACGCCAUUGCCGAGAAGACACUCUCAUCGACUGUGACCCUCACCGCCGGUCGUGGUCGCGGAAAAUCUGCUGCUCUUGGCUUGGCGAUUGCGGCUGCGAUAGCACACGGAUAUUCGAACAUCUUCGUGACCAGUCCCACACCAGAGAACUUGAAGACUUUGUUUGACUUCAUCUUUAAGGGUCUCGACGCCCUGGGUUACGAAGAACACCUUGACUACGACAUCGCUCAGAGCACCAACCCCGAUUUCAACAAGGCCAUUGUCCGUGUAAACAUCUUCCGCCAACACCGCCAGACGAUCCAGUACAUCCAGCCCGAAGAUGCCCACGUCCUCGGACAGGCUGAGCUUGUCAUCAUCGACGAAGCCGCAGCUAUCCCUCUUCCUCUUGUCCGCAACCUUAUCGGCCCUUAUCUUGUGUUCAUGGCCUCUACUAUCAAUGGUUAUGAGGGCACGGGCCGUUCACUGUCCCUCAAACUAAUCCAACAGCUCCGUGAGAGCACUCGACCAUCGCUCACGAAGGACGCGCAGGCCACUGAAGAAGAUGCUCCAACGGCGUCCUCUUCCAGAAAGGCAACAGCUAGGGCACCACCGAAGGCCCGCACCCUCCGCGAGAUCAAGCUCGAGACGCCGAUUCGAUAUGCCGCAGGGGACAAGGUGGAGAAGUGGCUAAACGGCCUGCUCUGUCUCGACGCGUCCGUGUUACCGAAGUUUACGCACCAAGGUUGCCCGCAUCCAUCCGAGUGCGAGCUGUUCUACGUUGCGCGUGAUACCUUGUUCAGUUACCACCCUGCGUCGGAGGUUUUCCUGCAGCGCAUGAUGGCACUCUACGUCGCGAGUCACUACAAGAACCAACCGAACGACUUGCAACUGCUGUCGGAUGCCCCUGCACAUCAUCUUUUUGUCCUUCUGCCACCGAUCAAAGACGACGAAUCCCAUCUGCCGGAGCCGCUCGUCGUUUUGCAAGUCGCGCUGGAGGGUCGUAUCAGCAAGGCGGCGAUCAUGGAAGGUCUCAGCCGUGGCUAUCGUGCAGGUGGAGAUAUGAUCCCGUGGUUGAUCUCGCAGCAGUUUCAGGAGAGCAAGUUCGCUCUACUUUCGGGUGCUCGAAUUGUUCGGGUGGCAACACAUCCAGACUACACAAGUAUGGGCUACGGAGCGCGUGCGGUACAGUGUCUCAACGCCUUCUACAGUGGAGAGUACUUCAACCUUGACGAGGAGGCCGAAGCGGAACAAUCCUACCCGGACGCGUCGCGCAUCGACGAGAGCACGAGCCUCCUCACUGACAGACCCACCGUGCGUGCAGUGAACGCGAUGCCACCCCUUCUUCAACGUCUCGGUGAGCGGAGGCCGGAGACCCUGGACUAUCUUGGUGUGUCGUACGGUCUGACCCCGCAACUCCUGCGGUUCUGGAAGCGCGCGGGCUUUGUGCCGCUGUACCUUCGCCAGACGCAGAGCGAGCUUACGGGCGAGCACACGUGCGUCAUGGUCCGCGGGCUGAACUCGUCGACAGAAGAGGAGCUGCAGUGGUUGAGCGAAUUUGCCAAGGAUUUCCGGCGACGCUUCCUUACCCUCCUGUCCUUCAAGUUCAGGGAAUUUGGGUCUGUCACCGCGUUGAGCGUGCUUGAAGCAGCGAACGCCGGCGUGAAGAAGCUCGACGAAGAUCCUACGCGCGAACUGACCCCGACGGAGCUCGGCUUCCAUAUGUCGCCCUUUGAUCUCAAGCGUCUCGAGUCGUACGCGAACAACAUGCUCGACUACCACGUCAUCCUGGACCUCCUGCCCGCCGUCGCGACGUUCUACUUCGAGAAACGCAUGGGCGCUGAGAUUCGCCUGAGCGCGGUGCAGAGCUCUAUCCUGCUCGCGCUCGGACUGCAGCGGAAGACGAUCGAGGAGGUCGAGGCGGAGCUCCAGCUUCCAGUCAAUCAGGCCCUCGCCCUGUUCGGCAAGCUUGUCCGCAAGUUGAGCAAGCGCCUACAGGACGUCCAAAAGGCGGCGAUCGAAGCCACAAUUCCCGAAGCACCGCCGAAAUUGCCUGUGGCGACGGAUGACGGCACGGAGGGACAGGCCGGCACAAGUUGGAAGCCCGUCGAGACGAGCCUCGAAGACGAGCUGAAGGAGGCGGGCAGCGAGGCGACGCGUGCGCUGCGCGAGAGGCAGCGGCAGAUGAUAGACUCGCUUGAUCUGAGCAAAUACGCGAUAACCGAUGCUGCGACGGACUGGAACAUGGCGGGGACGCAGGUCGCGAAGCUCGCGGCGGGCGGCGCCGAGGGCAAGUCGACGGUGGUGACCGUGAAGAGUACCGCCGCUGCAGGUCAGAAGCGCAAGACCGACGAGGACGGCGGCGCGAAGGGGAAGGAGAAAAAGGGUGCUCGACGCAGUUUAAAGAAGGCCAAGCGGUAAUGCUGUGCGGUUGCGUGUGACGGUGGCUAACGUUGCCAUCUUGAGACUGCACACCGAAAUCGGAUGACAGGCUCAAUUGCUGGAGCAUCCCAGGCGAGGGGUUUCUAAGCCUUUUUCUGUCAGUCUCAUGAUAGGCUGAGGCGCGAUGAUCUUCUGUCAUGUGGUACCACGGGUUGCCUGAUGUCUGUUUCAUCUUUUUGAGUCUCGAGAGCCGAGCACUCGC